Boeremia exigua is the source of this 1254-nucleotide messenger RNA. Its product is annotated as kinase isozyme 4 mitochondrial precursor. Gene Ontology annotation, biological process: protein phosphorylation; regulation of glucose metabolic process. Gene Ontology annotation, cellular component: mitochondrion. The transcript is spliced from 4 exons. The record is from RefSeq and is a predicted model, not a curated record. Gene Ontology annotation, molecular function: pyruvate dehydrogenase (acetyl-transferring) kinase activity. Bases 1 to 1254 code for a protein of 417 amino acids. NCBI's taxonomy places the organism in Eukaryota, Fungi, Ascomycota, Dothideomycetes, Pleosporales, Didymellaceae.
AUGCAAAUAUUUCGAGGAAGGCCAAGUGGCCAUACAGGGCGUUGUGAUGCCUUGUUGAGAGCUUCAUACCCCCCUCCUAGUUUCUCAGUGCAGAGGAGACUAGCACAUGCCGCAGCCGCAGCUCCGAAAUGGAAGCCCUCUUCAGCUCUCGAUGAACUUGCACACCGCUUGCGCGAUAUUCAGACCCUGCCAUAUGUUGUCGUCGCGAACCCUCACCUCGCUCAAGUCUAUGAGUCGUACCUCCAAGCAUUCGAGCGCUUCCGUCGCGUGCCCGAAAUUCGAACCGUCGAAGAUAAUGACCGGUACUGCAAAGUGCUGGAGGAGACUUUGAAGGAGCAUGCCACCGUUAUACCGCGACUGGCAAUUGGAGUGCUGGAGGUGCGCAACCUUAUGAAGCCCGAUGAGACGGACAAGUUCAUGACCACGUUGCUGCGAGCGCGCAUCUCCCGGCGGGUCAUUGCUGAGCAGCAUCUCGCACUGACUGACACCUUCAACUCGCCGUGGCACUUUCCGAAUGCCCAGGCGCCGCACGAUCAAGAGGCCGUCGGAGAGAUUUUCCUGCGAUGCAAUGCGAAAGAAAUCGUCGAGUCGUGUGGCAAGACCACUCAGGAGUUGAUAAGGUGCGCCUACGGCGCGCACGUUGAGAUCCCUGAGAUCAAAAUCUACGGCCACCUCGAUGCGACCUUCCCGUACAUCUUGAGCCACCUCGAAUACAUCAUCGGCGAACUGCUGCGUAACUCGCUGCAAGCUGUUAUUGAGCAGCGGAAGUCAAAGGACGCCAAGCCGCCGCCGAUCGAGGUCUUGAUUUGCGAGACUUCUCAGCACGUGAUCAUUAGGAUCUCAGACCAGGGCGGAGGCAUUCCAAACGAUCUGCUGCCCUACCUGUGGAGCUUCAGCAAAGGACCGCGUCGCGAGAAGCGGCUGAAAAACUUGGCUAGGGUACCAAAGCUGUUAGGCACGCUGCAAGAACUGCAGGUAGGCGACAAGUCGGCGUCUGACCUGCAGCAGCAGAACAGCGCAAAAUCCGGCCACAGCGAGGUUCACCGGGGCUCGCUGGCAUCUCUGACCUCACGAGCGCCUGACCUUCGCUUGGGUAUUGGCCUUCCAAUGUCUCGACUUUAUGCAGAGUACUGGGCGGGAAGUCUGGAAAUUCACAGUCUCGAAGGGUAUGGCGUGGAUGCUUUCCUGCAGAUCUCGAAGCUUGGCAACAAAAAUGAACGCCUCACCACACGUGCUUCGAUGGACGCUAUCUAG